UGUGGGCCUGAUCGGCAACACAGAUUACUGCGCGAGGUGUGUAGUAGACGAUGCUUCGUCUAAGAGCCCGAGGAUACAGCAGUGGCAGGGAUGGCUCGACAAUACACCGUUCUUGGAACUUGGCAUUAUCCGCCCUGGAUCGAUCAAGCUCGUGUCAAGCGGUAUCCUCGACACGAUCGGUGGCAGGUAACGAAAUUCACGAGCGCGAGAAGCAUGUUGUCCAAAACCUGUUCGAUAUCUAUACUUUGAUGUCUGAAAGCGGAAGGAGAGC
Messenger RNA from Baudoinia panamericana UAMH 10762, 271 nucleotides. RefSeq lists its product as uncharacterized. NCBI's taxonomy places the organism in Eukaryota, Fungi, Ascomycota, Dothideomycetes, Mycosphaerellales, Teratosphaeriaceae. The record is from RefSeq and is a predicted model, not a curated record. The coding region runs from base 91 to 249 and encodes 52 amino acids. The transcript has 2 exons.